AAAAGCCGCGCCACUGUUUGAAUGCGAGCGCAAGCACAACACCGAUCCAGCAGCCCCUCAAGUGCACAUGAUAAGUCUUCAAUAAAAGUGGCCUUUGGAAACUUUCUCAACUGGCUGCAGCGUGUCUUCACGUGCGCUACGCGUAACUUUCAAGCCAAAAAGUAAUGAAAAAUGGGAUUCUCACCUCAAGCCAGUACCGCCACCAUCGAUUAAGCGAUAUAAACAAUUUAGGAGGAUGCGUGCCACUCAGAGUGCGAUUCACGAACAGCUGCCUCAAGUACCGGCUUAUGGGCGUUAGCUGACAGGGCAUUUUUGAAACGCAUUCUUGCAUGCGUAAGCAGUGUGGCGGAGCCGGACGGGUCGAACCCUCCGUUUCCCCCUUUUCUUUUCCUUCGACUCCCUCAAAUAAUCCUUGCCCGUCUCGGCUGUCAGGCUGUCAGCUUAAGGCCCCUUACGUAACUCUCAUUUCCGUCCAAGGGGGGCAUCGCGUGGAUGGCGUUCCGAGACGUGAUGACCUUUUCUUGAAUUAGUGUGCUAUAAGUUCGGAGGAUGGCGUCCAUUAAAGUUCCGAAGCAAAAAGUGAUCCUGUGUGGGGAAUUCGGUGUGGGGAAAAGCUCCCUCUUCAGACGUUAUACAAACAAUACAUUUGUUACUGCAAGUGACAGGCAGUCAACUUUAGGUCUUGAUCAUUAUGAUAAGGAAUAUAGUGUGGCUGGAAGGCAAAUCCGACUUCAGCUUUGGGAUACAGGUGGAAUGGAGAGAGUCGCCUCAAUAACAUCAAGCUAUUAUAAAUUUGCUGAAGCAGCAGUUCUUGUUUUCUCAUUGGACAAUGCAGCUUCAUUCCAUGUGCUUAGUCAACACUUGCUGGAUAUUGUUACUUAUGCUGAAAAUGCCAAAAUAUUUCUUUGUGGAAAUAAAUCAGAUUUGGAAGGUAGCACACCUCAAGUAACAGAUGCUGAUAUGGAAUCAUUCUGUGAGCAGUGCCAUAAUUUGAUUAGUGCCACGUUCAAAACGUCAUGUAGAUCAGGAGAAGGGGUUCAUGAAAUGUUUGAAGAAAUAGCCCAGCAUCUGGUCGAAGCAAAUCGCUCUCGUUUGGAACUGCAGAGUAUCCAUGACGCUGAGUCCUUUAAAGUCCUCCCACCAGAUGAGUCAACUGACCCUCCUUGCCUGUGUUGAUAACUCAAUGAUGUAAUACUUUUAACAACCCUUCUGUGAUCACAUGAAUACCUCAUGCAAUUCAAGUUUGAAGGGACACUGUUUUCUUGGAUCUGUAAGGUGUGCCAGGGACAUUAACAGCCGGCAGAUCCAUAGAAAUGACUAAUGAGUGAAGGAAGCACUGCUUUUGUGAUGACACUCCUGCCAUAUUUUUGUGUUUUUUGUAUGGUGAUUGGUGUUUAUUAUGUUUUGACCUCCUUUUUAUUGGUUUUAAAAAGGAUAGAUAGCUUGUACGUCAUUUUAAAAUCAAAUUUUUACUUGGAGUUUGAACCAUACAAGAAUAGUCUUUUCAAAGCUGACUAGUUAGACCCACCAUAAUUUCUACAUAUUUUGACACUUUUGAAUUUUUUAUGUAGGGUUUGAGGGUCAAUUCUUUUUUUUUUUUUUUUUGACAUAUCAGGCGUGUUUUACGUUCUAGAUGAUGUUUUGGUUUUGCACAUUUGUUCUUUCAAAUGUCUGAAGGGGAAAAGGUCCUGUCAUCCCUUGCUGCAUUCUGUCCAUUGAUUAAAUUUGUGCACUUUUCGUGUUUCCCAUACUAUCACUGGGGCAGAACUGAAACUGUGGGUAAUUUUACAUAAGAAAAAUUAAUGCCAACAGGUGCAUUACUACUAAAAAUGUAUUAAUCCAAUAAAAUUUUCAAUGCCGUAUAAAACCAACAGCAUUCCUAAAAUACACUUCAGUAUUUCAUACAGUAAAAAGAACAAAUAAGGCUUUACAUCUUUGACAUAACCAUACUUCAUUGUAUCACAAACUAAUAGCACCUGGAUAUGAUAGUUCACACAUUAAUUUUGUCCUGUAUGUACUUUAAUUUAUAUCAUCGAACAAACAAUUAUGAAAUAGAAACCAGCUGAUGCGAAA
Messenger RNA from Thrips palmi, 2073 nucleotides. It is a transcript of the gene RabX6, whose product is annotated as ras-related protein Rab-24. Gene Ontology annotation, molecular function: GTPase activity; GTP binding. The transcript is spliced from 4 exons. Bases 550 to 1176 code for a protein of 208 amino acids. The record is from RefSeq and is a predicted model, not a curated record. NCBI's taxonomy places the organism in Eukaryota, Metazoa, Arthropoda, Insecta, Thysanoptera, Thripidae.